This is a messenger RNA of Hyaloscypha bicolor E, 921 nucleotides long. RefSeq names its product alpha/beta-hydrolase. Bases 1 to 921 code for a protein of 306 amino acids. Gene Ontology annotation, molecular function: hydrolase activity. The transcript has 2 exons. The record is from RefSeq and is a predicted model, not a curated record. Lineage: Eukaryota; Fungi; Ascomycota; Leotiomycetes; Helotiales; Hyaloscyphaceae.
AUGGCAUCAUACAGAGAUGUAAGAGACGGGGAAAUCUCUUUCACUUGCAAAAUCCCUUCAACAGUCUCGUCGGUUCCUGGUUCAUUUGACCUCCUCUUCUAUGCCCCUUCCUCCUACAGCAAAACGCCAAGUCCCAAGAAGCAUCCAUUGCUCAUCAACUUUCACGGCGGCGGCUUCACUAUUGGUCAUGCCUACGAUGAUGCACGAUGGGCAACAGCAGUGACAUCUCAGACCUCGGCCGUCUUCGCCAGCGUGGAAUACCGUCUAGCACCCGAAUACCCCUUUCCUAUUGGCAUUGAAGACUGCGUGUCCGCGGUCCUCUGGCUGUGGAAACACGCAGACGAAUACAAUCUCGAUAUUUCCAAGACGGCAUUCUCAGGCUUCAGUGCUGGUGGUAAUUUCGUCUAUGCUGUUUCCAUCCGGCUAAACCAGGAGUUGGAGCGACUAAAAAAAGAAAACAAACUCGAUGGAUUGAAGGAAGGAAAACUGGUUAACUUGGUGGUGUUUUAUGGGAGCACGGAUUAUACGGAAUCCCGCGCAGAAAAGGACGCUUCAAAUCCGAACCUCAUUCCGGUCAUCCCGCCGCUCCUUCUCAAGCUGUUCGACGAGUCGUAUCUUUACCUAAACCCGGAUAAGACUUCACCCCUACUUAGUCCCGGUCUUGCCUCAGAUCAACUCCUCAGAGACGCGUUCCCGGAGUCAUUGGUAAUGAUAAACUGUGCCGGCGACCAGUUGUUGGCUGAAAGCGAGAUUUUCAGGAAGAGACUGAAGGAAUUAGGAAAGCAGGUUGACGGAUAUGUUGUAGAGGGUGUUGGUCAUGGAUGGGAUAAAAGCCCCUCGUUCAAGAGAGGAAACGUGAAGAGAGACGAGGCGUACACACUUGCAGUGAAAAGUCUGGAAGGAGUGUGGACUUCAGUCUGA